GUAAGCAUUAAGUGCCAUAGUGGUCAUAUAGAAGAGAGGAUUGGUUGUAUUAGUUUUGAGAGAAAAAGUUUGAUAAGUUUUAUAGAACAGUAAAACCAUGGGAACAAUAGAUGAUCCAAGUGACACAGAAGUUCUGGAAGAGUCCUUUCUCUCAUGGAUUGAUGUUUUGAUUUUAUUGUCUGUUCUUGGAAUAGCAGUCUAUUGGCUUUUUUUACGGAAGAAAAAAGAAUCGGGUGACAGCAACAACAUUAGAACAUUUUCCAUCGAGCCAGCGUUAUUGAGAGCAGUAUCAGAAACGGGCUUCAUCAGUAAAUUAAAGUCGUCGGGUAGGAAUAUAGUAAUAUUUUAUGGGUCUCAGACGGGUACAGCAGAAGAAUUUGCAGCUAGAAUUGCCAAGGACGCAGGUCGAUAUGGCAUGAAAGCCAUGGUAUCCGAUCCAGAAGAAUGUGAGAUGGAGGAAUUGACAAAACUUUCAGAAAUUGACCGGUCAUUAGCAGUAUUUUGUAUGGCUACUUAUGGAGAAGGAGAUCCUACGGAUAAUGCUCAAGAGUUCUAUCAGUGGCUUCAAGAGGGAGCUGCUGAACUCGCAGGUCUCCGUUAUGCUGUUUUUGGUCUUGGCAAUAAAACUUAUGAACAUUAUAAUGCCAUGGGGAUAUUUGUCGAUAAAAAACUGGAAGAAAUGGGAGCAACUAGAAUUUGUGAACCAGGAAUGGGUGAUGAUGAUGCCAACAUUGAAGAAGACUUUAUUACAUGGAAGGAUAAGUUUUGGGCAUCAGUUUGUGAGUACUUCAACAUCGAGAAAUCUGGUGAAGAUAUUAGCGUACGCCAAUACCAACUUAUCGUUCAUACUGAUCUUCCAGAAAAUAAAAUCUUUACGGGAGAAGUGGCUCGUUUGAAUUCCUUCAAAACUCAAAAGCCCCCCUUCGAUGCAAAGAACCCUUACCUGGCACCAGUCAAGAUCAACAGGGAACUGUACAAGGGCUCCAGAUCUUGUAUGCAUGUUGAAUUAAACAUAGCUAAUUCAAAAAUAAGGUAUGAAUCUGGAGACCAUGUUGCUGUUUAUCCAACAAAUAACCCUAAACUUGUGGAGCAGUUAGGAAAGUUGCUUAAUGUUGAUUUGGACACUGUUAUCUCCCUUAAAAACCUUGAUGAGGAUAGCAGCAAAAAGUAUCCUUUCCCUUGCCCCUGCAGUUACCGUACAGCUUUACUACAUUACAUCGACAUCACCAGCCCACCGCGUACGCACGUCUUAAAGGAAAUUGCAGAAUACACAACAGAUGAAGAAGAAAAACAAAAGUUAAAGUUAAUGGGCUCCUCUUCAGAAGAUGGAAAAAAUUUGUACCUGGAAUGGGUAGUCCAUAACUGUCGUAGUAUCAUCCAUAUUUUGGAGGACCUAUCGACGGCUAGACCACCACUUGAUCAUUUGUUGGAGUUGCUACCAAAACUCCAGGCUCGCUACUAUUCUAUUUCUUCUUCGCCAAAGAUGUAUCCAGACUCCAUCCACCUCACAGCAGUGUUAAUAGAAUAUGACACACCUACUGGAAGGAUAAACCACGGCGUUGCUACCAGUUGGUUAAAAACUAAGACGGUAGACAACGGUAACUGUCCAACUGUACCGAUUUAUGUUCGACGAUCCCAGUUUCGUCUUCCAAGUAAGCCUCAAACACCAGUGAUAAUGAUUGGUCCAGGUACAGGACUUGCUCCUUUCCGUGGUUUUAUUCAGGAGAGACAUUGCCAGAAGAAAGAAGACAAGCCUGUCGGAGAGAUGAUCCUGUACUUCGGGUGCAGGAAAAAAUCAGAGGACUUUAUGUAUGAAGAUGAGCUUCAGCAAUAUGUGGAAAGUGGAACUCUAACAAAGUACUAUCUGGCUUUCUCUCGAGACCAGCCACAGAAAGUCUACGUUACCCAUUUGUUACGUCAGAAUAAAGAAGAAGUGUGGGAUGUGAUUGGAGAGAAGAAUGGCCAUAUCUAUGUGUGUGGAGAUGCUCGUAACAUGGCUAGAGACGUGCACAAUAUAAUAUUGGAAGUGAUACAAGAAAAGGGUGGAAAAUCCAGACAAGAAGCAGAAGCCUAUUUAAAACGCAUGGAGUCCCAGCGUCGUUACUCUGCUGAUGUGUGGAGCUGAUUUGAAAUCAGUGUUGUGGAAAAAGUAUUUCAAAAAGCAGAACCUUGGUCUCGCUAAAGAAUACUCCAUAUAUUCCUUCAGCUAUACUAUUUAUAAAGUUAGUGCAGAAUCUGCACAACCUAAGAUACAUCACAUUAACGUACUAAUUCUCCAAGAGAACCGAUACUCCUGUUUUUCCAUAUGACAAAUAAAAAUUAUACUGUCAUUUCGCUCAUUCUUAACAGGCCUGUAACAAAACUGUGAAAACCAACAUAUCUGUGUAAAUGUAGGUUGUGAUACGUGUCCAUAAUUUUUAAUAAUGAUCUAUUGUGAAUUAGUCCUAGUAAACGGAUGAUUUUCAUUUCUUUAUAUAAGUACUUGAUAAAAUCCAAUAACCUAUUAGAGACUGAGUAAAAGUUACUUGUAUUUAUUAUUUUAGUUACAAAAUAAUUUUUGUCACUUAUAUUUUUAAUCAUCAAGAUGGUUUACAAAUGUUUUUAUGUGUGUGCUUUUUAAAUCGUUCCAGAAGACGCACACGGAGGGCCUUAAGUAACUGUAUAUUGAAUUGGUCUUGUCAUUUAUUAACUGGACUAAAAAAAAAAAAAUUUUUUUUAAUUACGUGUCAGUACUGAAGUAAUGAUUACUUAGGAUAAGUUGUAGUAGGGUCACUGUUGAAAUGUUGUUAAAUUUCUUAUUCAUAAAUAAAUUUUUUAAUUAUAUUUACGUUGUAGACUUGUUCUAUUGAGAAGAGUAAUUAGUAAUUAAAGUAAACCACAUUAUUGUUAAAUUUUUUAAAGAAAAAAAAAGCCUUUUAGUGGGGAUCAAAUAGUAUUUUGUAUAUGUUUACGAACUUCUUGAUAAUUGGAAGAUGUUCUUUGUUAGUGAAGUAUAAAAUUUUGGGAUAAGGUCUUGUUUCGGGUACUGAAACAAGUUUCAUCCAGCAAAGUAUCUUGCAGACGACGUAGAGAGCUUACGACUGGUGGAUGGAGUUAGUUGCACUAUUCAUAAUGACUUUUUAUCAAAGUGUUGUUUAAACAUAAUUUUUUUUCUCAUGAACAUUGUGCUACAAUAUUAAGUGUAAAAAAAAAAGCGACGUUUUUUUUGGCACAUUGAAUGUUAUUUAGUCAACUAGUUUCAGUAAUAGUUAGAUACUAGCCCUGAUGAUGGUAACUGUUACCGAAACUAGUUGACUGUAAUUGAUAAUAAAGAUCAUAUCUUGUGCAAGUGUUGAUUUUACUUAAGUCUCUUCCAAUGUAAUUUUUACAUUUACUUCAAGAGUGGUUCUAUGCAUUAUUUUAUUAUCAAAGUUACUUCAAAAUUGGUGAACUAACUUCUGUGUUUAGAAUGAUUGAUUGUUUUUAUAAAACAAAAAAA
Molecule: messenger RNA, 3478 nt
Organism: Limulus polyphemus (Atlantic horseshoe crab)
Lineage: Eukaryota; Metazoa; Arthropoda; Merostomata; Xiphosura; Limulidae
Gene: Cpr
Product: NADPH--cytochrome P450 reductase-like
Exons: 14
Coding region: 98-2125 (675 amino acids)
Biological process (GO): response to hormone
Cellular component (GO): cytosol
Molecular function (GO): flavin adenine dinucleotide binding; FMN binding; NADPH-hemoprotein reductase activity
Source: RefSeq, a predicted model, not a curated record